This is a messenger RNA of Diachasmimorpha longicaudata, 3075 nucleotides long. It is a transcript of the gene Marf, whose product is annotated as transmembrane GTPase Marf. Gene Ontology annotation, cellular component: mitochondrial outer membrane. Gene Ontology annotation, molecular function: GTP binding; GTPase activity. The transcript has 8 exons. The record is from RefSeq and is a predicted model, not a curated record. Bases 279 to 2582 code for a protein of 767 amino acids. NCBI's taxonomy places the organism in Eukaryota, Metazoa, Arthropoda, Insecta, Hymenoptera, Braconidae. Gene Ontology annotation, biological process: mitochondrion localization; mitochondrial fusion.
GCAGCGGCAGGAGUUAUUGUGAUUUUUAUUCAGAGAAAAUGCUGUAAGUGAGAUGAAUCUACUUAAUUGGAAGUCCGGAGCGAUUAAACUCACAGAAUGGAUGUAGACUUAGGUGGAAGGAGUGAUAGCACUUGUACAUCUCAAGGCUCUCCGCUUCUACAGAACAAGCAGUUGGUCCUGCAUGCUGAUCUGCACAGUUUCACCGCAACCUGAACUCCCCUGCACAAAGCAACUUCGAGCUCGUAGAACAGCGUAAAAAAAAUUUGUAAUUAUCGUAAAUGGCUGCCUACAUCAAUCGCACAAUAUCAAUGAUUGGGGGGGACGGCCAACGUCUGGGUAGUGAUGCUAGAAUUGAGAAUUCUCCACUUCAGAUAUUCGUCAAAGCGAAGAAGAAGAUCAAUGACAUCUUCGGGGAGAUCGAGGACUAUGUCCAGGACACCGUGGGUUUCAUGGAAAUUCUCAGCAAGGAUAAGAACAACAUCGUGACACAGGUGGAGACUGACAGCAUUCAGGGUUAUGUAAAGAAGGUCCACGGGAUCAGGGAUGUCCUCAAGAGGGAUCACAUGAAAGUCGCCUUCUUUGGGCGAACGAGCAAUGGAAAAUCAACAGUCAUCAAUGCCAUGUUAAGAGACAAAAUAUUGCCGAGUGGCAUUGGUCACACGACUAACUGCUUUCUGCAAGUAGAGGGCUCGGAGAAUGGAGAGUCCUAUCUGAUGACUGAGGGGACUAAUGAAAAACAGCCUGUACAUUCAGUGGGGCAGCUUGGACAUGCCUUGUGCAAGGAGAAACUCUGUGAAAGUCAUCUUGUUAGGAUCUUCUGGCCCAAAGAGAAGUGUCUACUAUUGCGAGACGAUGUUGUCUUCGUUGAUUCACCUGGAGUUGAUGUCACACCCAAUCUGGAUGAGUGGAUUGAUAAACACUGUCUGGAUGCUGAUGUGUUCGUUCUGGUUGCCAAUGCUGAGUCUACUUUGAUGGUUACGGAGAAGAAUUUCUUUCACAAAGUUUCUACGAGACUAUCGAAACCGAACAUUUUUAUUCUGAACAAUCGAUGGGAUGCUUCUGCCUCUGAACCUGAAUUUUUUGAAGAGCUGGCCAAUGAGCAAAAAGAAGUACGAGCACAACAUCAAGACAGAGCUGUUGACUUUCUAGCUAAGGAACUCAAAGUUUAUUCACCCAAAGAUGCGGAGGAACGUAUUUUCUUCAUUUCGGCGAAGGAAACCCUGCAGGCGCGGAUGCAGGAGCAAAGAGGCCAACCAGCACAUAAUGGUGCCCUAGCCGAAGGAUUCCAAAAUCGUUACUUCGAGUUUCAAGAUUUCGAACGAAAAUUCGAAGAGUGUAUUUCUAAAUCGGCAGUGAAGACAAAGUUCGAGCAGCACUCCCAACGAGGCAAGCACAUUGCCAGUGAAAUACGCCAGACCCUCGACGAUAUACUGACGCGAACCCAGAAGAUGCGAGUAGAGCAGCUGGCCAUAAAACAAGAGGUCCACGACAAACUGAAUUUUACAGAGCAGCAGCUGAUGCUCAUAACCCAUGAAAUGAAGGAUAAGAUUCAUCGAAUGGUGGAGGAUGUGGAGCAGAGAGUGUCAAAGGCUCUGAACGAGGAAAUCAGACGUCUUGCUGUGCUCGUCGAUGAGUUCUCUGUGCCCUUCCAUCCUGAGUGUCUAGUCCUCAACGUCUACAAGAGAGAGCUCCAUACUCAUGUGGAGAACGGUCUUGGCUCGAACCUCCGGGCUAGAUUGAGCACAGCACUGGCCCUGAAUAUGGAGUCCUCCCAGCGAGAAAUGACCGAAAGAAUGUCAGGUUUAUUACCGGACACCAAGAAGCAGCUGUCAGUGAGCAUAAUGCCCAGACGUGAGCCCUUCGAGAUCCUCUACAGACUCAAUUGCGAUAACUUGUGUGCCGAUUUCCACGAAGACCUUGAGUUCAGAUUCUCCUGGGGAAUCACAGCGCUCAUCAGCAGAUUCGCAGGUAAACAGGGGCAUAAACUGGCGAUUGCCAAUUAUCCACAGGAAAUACCACAGAGUCUGGUAUCCCCCACUGACAGCAUUGAUUCAGUGAAAUUCGUUGCAAAUCCAGUGAAUUUUCCAUCGGGAAACGACGAUUGGUCUCUUGCUACUAGAAUCGCCGUUGCCUCGAUCACUUCCCAGGGUACAAUGGGGGGACUCAUUGUCGCUGGGUUCAUGCUGAAAACUGUGGGCUGGAGGCUCAUUGCCAUUACUGGAGCUGUCUACGGAGCUCUCUAUUUCUACGAGAGGCUCACUUGGACUAAUAAAGCUAAGGAGAGGGAGUUCAAGAGACAGUAUGUCAAUCAUGCUACUCAGAAACUCAGGCUGAUUGUAGAUCUCACGUCUGCUAACUGCAGUCAUCAAGUUCAGCAGGAACUUUCAAGCACGUUUGCCCGUCUUUGUCACUUGGUAGACGAAGCAACGUCGGAAAUGGACACCGACCUGAAGACAAUAGCAUCAACCCUGAGAACUCUGGAGGAGGCAGCAACAAAUGCCAAAGUAUUGAGAAACAAGGCGAACUACUUAGCCAACGAACUCGAGCUCUUCGAUGCAGCUUACAUAAGAUCCCUCAAUUGAAUGAUAAACUGUUUACAUCAUUAGCACGUGAAUUUCUAGAUGUAUACUGGUUUUCUAUGGAUAUCUACAAUUCUAUCUUGACAAUAGGUGAAUAUUUUAGUUCAAUGGAAUGUUGAGAAACAGUUGAUUCUAGUCCCGGCGUAGGAGUGAGUGCCUCCCAGGGCUAAUACGAGAGAAUUUAUUCAAAUUAUUUUUCCUUCAAUUUUUUUCUUUAUGAUCGAUUGCAUAAUAAAUUCUAAACUUCGAUUUUUUUCUUUUUUCGAUCGUCACACAGUAGCUAAAUGAUUUCUUUUGAUUGUUAGACGUGUGGGUCAAUGAACAAUUUCAAGUCCAAAUCCAGGAUAUAUUUUCGAGAUCUAUAUUGACGUUAUUCACCCCGGAGAGUGAUUCUUACGUUCAUUUUUUGUUUUAAAUUUGUACUUGUUGUAGAUAGUAUACAUUUUUAGUUUAAUAAUGCGUUAUGUAUAUAAAUAAAUUACUGGAUAAUAAACUA